Molecule: messenger RNA, 507 nt
Organism: Suillus fuscotomentosus
Lineage: Eukaryota; Fungi; Basidiomycota; Agaricomycetes; Boletales; Suillaceae
Exons: 2
Coding region: 1-507 (168 amino acids)
Source: RefSeq, a predicted model, not a curated record
AUGCUGCAAGGCCCUGGUGCAUUCCUUGAGACGUCCGAUCUUGCUGAAAGGCCCAUUAAUGGGAUUCUGGUACCAUUCUGGAUGGCGAAGAAACAGCAGCAAGGUGUCCCACUUGAUCAACCAUGCAUUCUGCAGCUCGAUUGCUGGGUAAUUCAUCGCUCUAUCGCAUUUCGCACCUGGCUUGAUGCCAACCACCCUUGGAUCCAUUAUUGUUUUGUCCCUGCCGGUACAACUGGUGUUGCACAGCUGUUACGACGUCCCUGCGACGUCGGCAUUCAACGAUCCCUCAAACUGGCUAUAAAGGAGCUGCAGCACAAAGAUAUUGUUUCAGAAACUCUAUCACAACUCACGGCUGGAAAGACCCCAGAUGACCUUCGACUUGACGUGACAAAACCAACGCUCCGUGAUCGGCGAUCGCUCUGUGCGGUGGUUCAUCGAGGCCUUCAAGCUCCUCAACAAGCCUGGCAUCAUACAAAAGGUGAGAUUAGUUCUGUUCAGCAAAGUUGA